Messenger RNA from Daphnia carinata, 1625 nucleotides. Its product is annotated as metalloendopeptidase OMA1, mitochondrial-like. The coding region runs from base 268 to 1518 and encodes 416 amino acids. Gene Ontology annotation, cellular component: mitochondrial inner membrane. Lineage: Eukaryota; Metazoa; Arthropoda; Branchiopoda; Diplostraca; Daphniidae. The transcript is spliced from 7 exons. The record is from RefSeq and is a predicted model, not a curated record. Gene Ontology annotation, molecular function: metalloendopeptidase activity. Gene Ontology annotation, biological process: protein quality control for misfolded or incompletely synthesized proteins; mitochondrial protein processing.
AUGUUACCCUUUAGUAAAAGGAGAUACUUGGCGCCUCAGUUAAGAAUUUCAGAUCAGGAAAAUCGAAAUCGACCAUAUUUCUUGCGUUUGAUAGCUUUGUUUUUUAAUCGACCCGUGUUCCUGACGGGGUUACGGUUAGGGUUAACUAUGUGCGUACUGUCUAAAUACGAAAAACUUGGGUUUUUCUUGCUCAUGCUGAGCGUUUCAUUUUAAGUAGUUCCAACGUUUUGUUCUUUAUUUCUCAUUUGGUAUCCUUUAUAAGUUAUCAUGCUGGGGUUAUUUCGGUUUGCUCGGUCGGCCAUGCGUUUCAGUCAAAUAUCACACUUGCCACCUGUUACCCCAUUCAGUAGAAGGGCCUUCGAAAAGAGGACAAAAAUUGUUGAAUGUGGCUUUCACACCAGUAGACCCAGGGCUGCCAUACCACCUUUGGUUUUGAUUUUAAUGAGACCUGUCUUGAGAGUUGCUGCAUUCCUUGCUGGAAGAAAUUUCCGUAAGUGGUGGCGUGCCUUACCAAAAGAAAAGCGAGAAUACUACUGGUCAAGGAUCAAGGAGAAAAAAUGGAACAUUGCUGGUGGAGGGGCCAUUUCAAGUGCUAUGGCUUAUUGGUUCUACAUGUCCCAUCUGGAGGUUGAACCAAUAACUGGCCGAGAAAAGUUUUCCAUUGUUUCCCCUAAGCAAAUUCAAGAACUGUCUCAAUUGGAAUUUCAAGCAAUAUGUUUGGAGUUUGCCAAUCGCAUUGUACCCACUCAUCAUCCUUAUUACGCUCGAGUUAAACAAGUAGCCAAUCGUUUGCUCGUAGCAAACAAACAGUUACCGCAGAUUUAUACGAAAACAUGGACAAUAACUGUUUUGGAUGAUCCGGGAAAUAUGAAUGCUUUUGUUUUGCCUAAUGGAAACAUCUUUGUAUUUACGGGGAUGCUGGACAUUUGUGCAACAGACGAUGAAUUGGGAAUCGUUUUAGGACAUGAAAUCUCUCAUUGUCUCUUGGGCCACGCGGGUGAAAAUGUCAGUCGAGAACAUCUUUUGGAGUCUAUUAAGUUGGUGCUCAUUGCCUUAGCGUGGGCCAUUCUCCCGUCGGAUUUAUUGAGCUUGCUUGGAUACAGUAUUGGAGCAGGAGCUGUUAAUGCUACACUUCGCUAUCCUUAUUCACGGCUGCUGGAGAAUGAAGCAGACCAAGUUGGGAUUCAUUUGGCAGCUAAGGCUUGCUUCGACGUUAGAGCUGCCAUAGCGUUUUGGGCUAAGAUGGAUCUAAUCUACGAAUAUGAUCAACUUAGUUCGCUAGAGUGGCUAUCGACCCAUCCUAGUCACAAAACCCGACAGGCCAAACUCGAAGAACAACUUCCAGAUGCCAUAAACUUUCGGAAUUACUGCAAGUGUCCCGAUCUUCCAGCUCGGGACCCUCGCCAGGAAAUUGAGAGCUUUCGUAAGUCUAUGUUGGAGGGAAUGCAUAAAACAAUGCCCGUCGGUGUUAUCCUAGUUGUUCCUGAUAUGGCCGCCUAUGCAACUGGGAAGGAAUAAUAGCAACAUUUGCUUGUACAUAGUAUAUAAUGCUGUCACAGAGCUUCCCUGGUUUUUGACUUUUCGACAUACAUCUUGGUUGGUUUCUUGGUUUCACAAAGAAUAAA